Messenger RNA from Rhododendron vialii, 1198 nucleotides. RefSeq names its product nicotinamide/nicotinic acid mononucleotide adenylyltransferase-like. NCBI's taxonomy places the organism in Eukaryota, Viridiplantae, Streptophyta, Magnoliopsida, Ericales, Ericaceae. Gene Ontology annotation, molecular function: nicotinate-nucleotide adenylyltransferase activity; nicotinamide-nucleotide adenylyltransferase activity. The record is from RefSeq and is a predicted model, not a curated record. The coding region runs from base 183 to 944 and encodes 253 amino acids. Gene Ontology annotation, biological process: NAD+ biosynthetic process. The transcript is spliced from 10 exons.
AUAGAAAACGAGCCAUCUCGCAAAUUCUCCACCAACCUUGUAACUUCCACAUAAGAAAUUUCCCUCCCCUUUCCUUUCCAUUGUCUGGGUCUUUCUGGGUUUACUUUGUAUUACGCUAAAUCGUAUUCUUCCCUUUCGUGUUCGUAGAAUUCAGCCGUUUUUCUUCCGCAUUCGUUGCAACAAUGUCCGGCUUUGUAAAUAUUGAGUUGCCAAUGGAUAAAUUGUGCUUAGGAUCUUUGGAACCAGAGGAAUCGCCCGAAACACAUACCCAUAGGGAACAAAAGUUUGUAGUAUUACUAUCACCUGGAAGCUUCAACCCUCCCACAUACAUGCACCUGCGGAUUUUUGAGCUGGCAAGAGAUGCACUACAUUCUGAAGGAUUCAUUGUCAUCGGAGGCUAUAUGUCCCCAGUGAAUGAUGCCUACAGGAAAAGGGGUCUCAUAUCUGCUAAACACCGUAUCGAGAUGUGCCAUCUAGCUUGCAAAAGCUCAGAGUUUAUAAUGGUGGAUCCUUGGGAGGCCAAUCAAGAUACGUUCCAGCGAACAUUGACUGUUUUGUGUAGAAUCAAGAGUUCGUUGGUUGAGAGUGGACGGAUAUCAGGAGAUUCACUCAAGGUCAUGCUUGUUUGCGGCUCUGAUCUGCUAGAAUCUUUUAGCAUUCCUGGAUUUUGGAUUCCUGAGCAGGUAAGGAAUAUAUGUAGAGACUUUGGUGUGGUUUGCAUCCGUAGAGAGGGUCAAGACAUUGAGAAACUUAUCUCUAACGAUGAAAUAUUAAAUGAGUACAAGAGUAACAUCAAAGUUGUGGAUGAACUUGUACCGAACCAGAUCAGUUCAACACGAGUAAGGGACUGCAUUUCGCGAGGGUUGUCAAUAAAAUAUUUAACAGCAGAUGAAGUGAUUGAUUAUAUAACAAAGCACCAUUUGUAUGUGAACUCCAUGAUUUAAUGGUGAUUCCAUCGGCAUCAACACUCGGGACCCCUCAACAGGUUUUCGGAUCUCAUCUUCAUUCUGCAUAUAUUGACAGAUCAUCCUGUUUAUAGCCACCCUUUCUAUAAUGAUUCAAAUGUUGAAACAAGUUGAUGCCCUAUAAAACGUGCAUAGAUUGAGAAUACAAACUCAAAUGUGUUGGUCACUCUAAAAUCCCACCGGUGUAAUACAUUUGUCCUUGUUGUGAGAAAUAAUAUCCUUAUUGUGAAAAA